AACUACAUCCGCUUCUUCAAAGACGGACGAGGAGGAGAAGGAGGACCGGCGUCUUCAGUUGACAUAUCCCUACUGUGUCCACUAGGCUUGCAUUGUCUUGUAAACAAAGUAGCUAGCUAGCGAGCAUUAGCAAGCAUUGGCAAGCAUCAGCAGCGAGACCGGACCUUGCUCUCUGUUUUCGAUCCGAGCACGGCACAGAUUGUUAAUCUCAGUUGAGUCCGUCUCUCCGGUGAAGAUUUGAAUAAUGUCUUAACGCCGAUGCAAAGCAAGGAGUGGAGCUAAACGCGGUGUAACGUCGCUGCACGUCACUUUUCCCCAGUAAUUAACAUUAACCGUGUUAUUAUGUAACAUUUUUAGGCUACUUGGAAAGUCAGGCUUGUUGUGACAUGCUAUUUUUUUAAAUCGCGUUCUGAACCCUCUGAACACAGUCAAGGGAAUGUGGUUCAUUGCAGGACAAGGAAGAAGUGUGACGACAACAACACAGCACUGUGAGGCGAGGGGUCUUCUCCAAAGGCUGCAGGCUAGGUGGGACACAGUGGACGUGGAUGGUUUUAUGGGUGUCCUCCAUUGCAUGCAGAAUUAGCACCCAGGACAGAUGGAAAAGAGGGACAGAAAGCCUGGAUACUUUGCCAGGCUGAAGAGGCGGAGACAGCUCAAGCAGAGCCAAUCAGAGAAGGUCGUGAACGAGCACAGCGCGGCGGUCAUCUCCUGUCCGGACGUGCCGAAUGACAAUGAAGCCAACAAGAAGACCGGCCUGCAGAGAAUAACAGCAAAGACACCCGCUGGGUCAGCUGAUGGCUGUAAAAGCAACAACCCGGCAAAGAGGGAGAAGAGGAGGCCGCCAGGGACAGUGGAGUUCUUUGUGGGACCCAAUGAUUCCCUCAACAGCAUCGCCCUCAAGUUCAACAUCACCCCAAACAAGCUGGUCCAGCUGAACAAGCUCUUCUCUCACAGCGUCUACCCCGGGCAGAAGCUGUUUGUUCCUGAUGUGAGCCAGACCGAUGCCAAGUCCACUGACCCGUCCCUCAGCAAUGGUUCCUCUUUGGAGACGAAGCAGGAUGGCGGCCCAAACUGCAGGUCAGCGAGGUCAAUGCAACGGCAGCUCUCCCCAAAUUCAGAGGACGAGAGCCCGGCAACAGUUAAAUUCAUCAAGAUGAGCUGCAAGUACUUCACAGAUGGAAUGGGAGUAGUGGGCGGCGUGCUGAUCGUGACCCCCAACAACAUCAUGUUCGACCCCCACAAGUCGGAUCCACUGGUCAUCGAGCACGGCUGCGAGGAGUACGGCCUCAUCUGCCCCAUGGAGGAGGUGGUCUCUGUGGCGUUGUACGAUGACGUGUCACGCAUGAAGCUGAAAGAUGCUUUGCCGUCCGACCUACCCCAGGAUCUGUGCCCUGUCUACAGGCCUGGUGAGUGGGAGCAGCUGCCGUCAGAGCAGGACCUGAACCCCUUCAGCCGCUACAAAGCUCUGGAUGCUAAGCAGCCCAUCAUCUUGGACGACAUGGAGUCGGCCCUUUUGGAAACUGGUAGCGCAGAGGGCGAGCAGACUGACAAGUCUCCCUCUGAUGAGGGCUUCACUGAGCUGGAGCCUACAGUCAACGGGAGCACUGAAGAAGCGCAGGCAUCGUCCUGUGGACGCAGGGAACAGCGAGACCUCCAAGAACAAAAGAACACCGACAGGAAGGAAUCCCAGGACACAUCAAAGCUUUGCCAAACUGAAGGGACACGGGACGAUGACGAGGAUGAAGGCUUAGCUCAGAACAGCUCCGUAGAAGACGGCGAGUCCAUCCAGUUUUCUGCAGAGAUGGAAAAACCGGGGAAGUUGCACAGCACGCCGACAAGCCGAACGGAAACCAAAGAGGAGGAAUCUAAAGCGACCGAAGAGGAUGAGGGUAUCAGGAAGUUGAGUGAGGCUGCUGAGCUGCCUGAAAACCUGGAUGGUCCUAGGAGACCUGCCAAGGUGGAGCAACUCAGCGAGCAGGAGAGGCGGAGGAAGAGCUACGAGUCGGAGAUGAAGUCGUGGCUGCUGGAGAGGAUGCAGGCUCCCAUUGAAGACAUGCUUUUCUCGUCAGAGGAGAAGAGUAAGAACCCACCGAUGUUCCUCUGCUUCAAAGUGGGGAAACCAAUGAGAAAGUCAUUCGCCACUGGGAUGACCUCCAGCCCCGCCCACACAUUCCGAAGCUUGGGCAAGCAGCCCGAGUACUGGUUUGCUGUGCCGCAAGAGAGGGUGGACCAUUUGUAUGCAUUUUUUGUCCAGUGGUCUCCUGACGUCUAUGGCAAAGAGGCCAGAGAGCAGGGUUUCAUUGUGGUGGAGAAAGACGAGCUGGAUAUGAUCGACAACUUCUUUGGGGACCCCGCGUCUUGCAGCUGGGAGAUCAUCACAGUCGACGAGGCCAAACGGAGGCAGAGUUUUGGCAGUUGUGAGGAGGAGCUGUGUGCGGACAGCCUGCCCUCGCUGAGCGAUGCCAGCAGUCUGCUACAGGACACGCACAUUGAGAAGCUGGCCUGUCGCUUGCCGGCCCGUGUGCAGGGCUACCCAUGGAGACUGGCCUACAGCACUGUGAUGCACGGCACCAGCCUCAAGACGCUCUACAGGAACCUGGCUGACGUGGACAGUCCAGUGCUGCUGGUCAUCAAAGACCUGAAUAACCAGAUCUUUGGGGCAUUCUCCACUCAUCCCUUCAGAGUGAGCGAGCACUGCUACGGCACCGGAGAGACCUUCCUCUACAGCUUCUGUCCUGAGAUGAAGGUUUACCGCUGGACAGGCGACAACUCUUACUUUGUCAAAGGCAAUAUCGACUCACUGCAGAUGGGAGGAGGAAGUGGUCAGCUGGGUCUGUGGCUUGAUGCUGAGCUGUACCGAGGCACGACCACCAAAUGCGCCACCUUCAACAACCAGCCGUUGUCAACCCAGCAGGACUUCAACAUCCACAGUCUGGAGGUGUGGUCCUUCGAGUAGCUCCCCGCCGCCUACCACGGACACGCGUCACCUUCUGGUCUCACAAACCCUUUUAAAGCACCGCUUGGAGGUAAAGCUUAGCUGCUCGAUUUGAUGCUUAAUGUUCUGCGAGGGGGGUGGCAGAAAGCAGUCGUUUCUAGAAGGUGGGUUCAGCUUUUGUGAUUGUAAGACCUCGACCUGACGCUCUCGGUUCAUUAGCUGCCUUCCACCUCCAAAAGCCUCCAGCUUUCCCUCCAGCAUGCAGACUUGCCUUAGUGCCACAACGUUGUGAGAAAUGGAGAAAAAAAUGAGCAGGGCUGUUUGUCCUAAAGAAGACAUCCCACAAAGCUUUAGCGUAAAGUAAAAGCCAUUGUAUGAAUGUACAGGAAGUGAUUAUGGAAGAAAAUGGAAGCUGCCCAGAGAGGAUUUUCAACCUUCACCAUUUUAUUUACCAGAUGAAUGCAGCACUUCCUCUCAGUGCCACCUUGACUUUUAGACUGAAUCGUGUUACCUUUCAUCACCAGGAACCACAACGUGUUUUCAUUCCUUGCACCACCCAAACCACCAUUUUUGCAUUGACCAAAUAUUAUUUGUGAAUUUGUCAUCUUUUGAUAUUUUGUUUUUACUUCUUUUUUUUAUUUUCUUUGAGUAAUUUUCUAUGGUUGUACUUUUUUAUUAUUAUUUGUGUUUACCAAACUGACGCAACCCAACAAGCACUUGGCGGGACAAAGAAUUUUAUCAUUGUUUUUUUUUUUUCUUCCAUUUAUUGUUAUUAUAUUUUAAAGCCAAUAGAACAGGGGGUGUCCAAACUUAGUUUCCCGGGGGGCCGCAUAUAGACAAAUGAAAGGAUGCAGGGACCACUUGGAUAUUAUUCACCUUUUUGUUUCUUUAGCACGCUAAAACCCAUGUAGAGAAGAAAUAUGCUCAUUUAGUAUUAGUGAUAGCUGUUUAUUUUGUUUUCAAUGUGGUUCUAUGAAAUCCCUCUCUUUAUAGUCUAAAUUUAUUUUUAAAAUAUGCCAAGGGCCAAUACUUUGUACUUUGGACACCCCCAAAGUAGAAGAAUCAUCAGCUUGUUACUUUUUGCACUACAGGAUUUAGUCUAAUGCUGUAUGGGGGAUUUAUGUAAGCAUUUCUUAAAGGAAAACAACAAAUUGUUACUGAAUGUUGUCCAAACACCACUACGAAAGUAAAGGGAUCAGUCGGUGCACUCUUCAUAUACCACUAACUAAAACUUCAGAUCACGCAACAAUAGAUUUACAAUCAUGUUAUUAUGUGAGUGAGUGCAUGGAUAUAAUGUAUCCUCCAUACACCGUUGUUUAUGUUAGUUAGCGCUCCAUGUGUAAAUGAGCUGUGUUGCUGUGUUGUAACUGUGAAUGCGCCGUAAGUAUUAUUUUCUUGUGAAUCCCGAACUGCUGUCUGUGAGUAAGGAUGUAUUUAUUAUUAUUAUUAUUAUUGUGUUGUUAUUGCAACUACAUUUAUACCUGAAUGUUAUAUACAGUAUAUAUACAUUCAUUAAAAUGGUGUCUUACUGUAUGUUGCGGUGCCAU
Molecule: messenger RNA, 4482 nt
Organism: Dunckerocampus dactyliophorus (ringed pipefish)
Lineage: Eukaryota; Metazoa; Chordata; Actinopteri; Syngnathiformes; Syngnathidae
Gene: ncoa7b
Product: nuclear receptor coactivator 7
Exons: 17
Coding region: 596-2956 (786 amino acids)
Biological process (GO): regulation of transcription by RNA polymerase II; response to oxidative stress
Cellular component (GO): nucleus
Source: RefSeq, a predicted model, not a curated record